Molecule: messenger RNA, 1023 nt
Organism: Paramuricea clavata
Lineage: Eukaryota; Metazoa; Cnidaria; Anthozoa; Malacalcyonacea; Plexauridae
Source: the annotation of a GenBank genome assembly
UCCAAGGAAAAUGUAGUCCCUGCUAUUGAAAUUCGCUCUCAAGAAUGUUUACCACCAAGUUCGUAUAAAGCUCUCAAAUGCUGUUGUGGUAAAGUGUGUAAAGGCGCUCGGGGGUUAAAAAUGCAUCAGCGUAGUUGCAGAGUAAUUGAUGGCAUAGAGGAGGAAUUACAACAACAAAUGACAGACGCUUUAAAUGACCAAGUAUGCGAGGACAGCGUUAAAUCAGUAGAGGACGUAAUAUCGUGUUUAAAUUCUCAAGAAAGCUACCCUGAUUUGAAGAAAGGAAUAAAACUGCCUAAAUCUCCUAUACCGUGGUCAAAUGCUAACGACUUUUUUCAAUUCACUCUUUCAAACCAGACAAUUACAACGCAAGAAAUCAGUAAAUGCAUCAAUACCAUGACAACAGUAAUAUACAAUUACUUCAGUGAAAAUUAUGGGUUUGUUGAUAUCAACAAUAAUAAAGUAUUUGAGUCGAAAUAUAAAUCAGCUUCAGCUAAAGAUCUAAAAAAAGUCUUAAAAAAAUUAAAGUCGGACAAUGGCAAUCUAAUGGAAAUCAAAUUUGUUGCUAAAAAAUUGCGUAAUAGUCUACGUAGAGCUGACACUGACCAACAACAUGCUGAUAUCAACGCGUCAGAUGAAAUUGAUCACAAUGAGUUAAUCAAUAAAAACUUUUGGGGUUAUGUUAAAAACAUUUUCACGAAAAAGUCAGAUUCACUACCAACAUUUCAUCUCGCACAAUGCACAGCAUAUUUUACAAGAAUAUUUUCCGCAGUUAUUCCAAAUAAAAUUUUCAACAUUCCCAGUUGGAUUCCUAAAUUUAGUUCCCCGACAACACCAUUUAAUCUUGACCCUCCCACCUAUAAUGAGAUUAAAUGGUGUUGUCGGAAGAUGAAACCGUCUGGUUCUCCGUGUCCUCUUGACCAAAUAUCUGUGAUAUGUCUGAAACGCUGCCCAUAUUUGAGAACUUAUUUAACAGAAAUUAUCCAAGCUGCCUGCUCCUCUGGUUCUGUUGCAUCAGAAUAG